AUGGGACACACGGGUCAUGUGUUGAGCGUUGCGAUUAGUGGGGACGGAAAACGUGCUAUAUCUGGAUCGUCUGACAAGAGCGUGCGGGUGUGGGACGUGGAGACGGGAGCACAAGUCGGGGACGCGUUAGUCGGACACACGGGUUAUGUGUUUAGCGUCGCGAUAAGUGUGGACGGAAGACGAGUAGUGUCUGCAUCGGAUGAUAAGAGCGUUCGGGUGUGGGACGUGGAGAGAGGGAUCACACUUGAUACGAUAGAGGAUUGGCAAGACAUCACGAGUCGGUUCCUAAGGACAGCAAACUUGGGUACUGCCUCUCGCGAAGGACGAACAUCACAAAUAUUUUCCAGGGAGGGAAUAAUUGUGCAAAGGCGAGAGGAUGGGUCUGAAACUGUCUUGGCCCAGUUGGAGAGUCAAGUAGACUUGCGGAUAGACCACGAUAUUGGGGUCGUAGUUGCAGGGGCAGGUCAUCUGGUUGCUAUCAUGAAGCUAGUGGUCUAGAAAAAGCGAUAAAACGCUUGCCGCCCGAGACAUGA
This is a messenger RNA of Chondrus crispus (carragheen), 533 nucleotides long. Its product is annotated as WD40-repeat containing protein. Lineage: Eukaryota; Rhodophyta; Florideophyceae; Gigartinales; Gigartinaceae. The transcript has 2 exons. Gene Ontology annotation, cellular component: small-subunit processome. The coding region runs from base 1 to 498 and encodes 165 amino acids. The record is from RefSeq and is a predicted model, not a curated record. Gene Ontology annotation, molecular function: protein binding; snoRNA binding.